AUGGCAGACCAACCAGAGCUCGUCUUGAUAUCGGUCACCACCUCAACUACCGACCGCACUGACGCCCUUCUACCCGGCACAGAUGUGCACAACUCACAAUACAACACCGAACACGCCUGGGAGAUCCUCGAUAUCACCAUUGAGGGAGACGAUGGUCAACAGGACGAGGUAGAUACGGAUGUUCAUUACUGGACAAGGGCUACGGAGACGGCGGAGGAUUAUUAUGCAGGAGUUUACGCAGUCGAGCCAUCGCAGCUUACUACCAAACGGAAGUCAAGGUUUGAGCCCGAUAAGAGCAUUGGGGGUUGGAAUGUGAUGGACUUUACAGGUGAGAACAGCACCCAUCAGGUAGAUUGGAGUAAGCUCUGUGGAUGUGAUGAUCAGACGUGUGUACUUCGCUGCGUACCCAAGACGAUCGGUGAGGAGAUCAUCGCGGAUCUCAAUGCCGAUGUCAUGGAUGCACAAGACGGAGACAACUGA
Molecule: messenger RNA, 480 nt
Organism: Cryptococcus amylolentus CBS 6039
Lineage: Eukaryota; Fungi; Basidiomycota; Tremellomycetes; Tremellales; Cryptococcaceae
Exons: 3
Coding region: 1-480 (159 amino acids)
Source: RefSeq, a predicted model, not a curated record